GCUCCUUUCCUGAGCAGUGGCCGGUAAUAAAAUUAAGCCUAUUUUGUUUUAAGAGGUAUCUUUUAGGGGUUUAAUAGAGUUAGAGCCAUGCCCUGAUUAGUCUCCUCUAGGGGUUUGAUUCAAAUAUUUUCCGAUGAGCGUCCCUAAUGGGCAACCUUUUCAUGUGGGAGUCCCGCUGGGCCUACAUGUAUUUGUUACUGGUAUUCCUUAUAUUUUGGUGUCAUUGUAACAAGAAAGCUUAUGGUGUUUGUAGGCCUGAUGUCAGGACAAGGGCAAGCAAAUUCAGCUAUCCUUUGAAUGCAUAAUCUGUAAUAAAAGUAUUCAUUUCGUCUCCUUUCUUUGUGAUUUCUUUGUUAAUUAUAUCUUUUCUUCCUAGAGCUGAGGGUUUGAUUUUCAAUACUUUUCUUUUUGAACCCUAUGAAUUUUGUCCUUCUUCAUGUACACAGUGAACUAACCUUGGUUUGUUACAAUGUACUCUAGCUUAAUGAUCAAAUUUAUAGCAAGCAAACUUUUGAUAUUUUCUUAUUCUGUCAUCUUUGCAUCAGGGUCGUUUAACAUGUGUUCCAAAGUACCAGGGUUUAAGAACAGACAUUCUGAAUGAACAGACUUGUACAUUGAGUAAUGACACCUUGGCAAUCAAAGAUCGGAAAGAUGAGAAAGUGAUCCAUUUAUUUGAAGCUCAAUCAGGAAAGCCAGUGGGUAGUGGACAACCAAUACAGCAUUCUCUUGAAGUGAUGGAGAUUGCCCUUAGCCAGUGUGGUCCAACCAGCGACAGACAACUGGCAGUUAUUGACAAAAACAGGGAUCUCUAUCUCACUCCAAUCAAACACAUUGGCCCUGCAGAAAGGCUGGUUAAACUUGGAACAAUGAUAACCACAAUGGCUUGGAAUGACAACACAAACAUGUUGGCAGCAUUCCAGGAUGGCAGGUUUAUUGUAUGGUACUAUCCCAGUGCCGUGUAUGUGGACCAGGACAUCUUGCCAAAAACACUUCUGGAGAAAGAUUCCAGUGAUUUUGGAAAGAGUCCCCAGAUUGUUAGCUUCUUGGAAAACCAUUGUACGAUGAGAAGGGCUGAUGGUUCACUGUGCAGUACAAUAAUUUCACCGUAUCCAUCCAUGCUUCACAAGUAUGCCAGUGAAUCUAAAUGGGAAGAUGCGAUUCGACUUUGUAGAUUUGUGAAGGACACCAUUUUGUGGGCAUGUCUGGCCACAAUGGCUGCCUAUGCAAAGGAUCUCAAUACAGCGGAGACAGCUUAUGCUGCCAUAGAUGAAGCUGACAAAGUCCAAUACAUCAACCACAUCAAGGAGAUUCCUACCAAGGAAGGAAGAAAUGCUGCCAUGGCUCUCUUCUGCCGACAGACUAAAGAAGCAGAGACCAUACUCUUGCAAGCUGGACUCAUGUACAGGGCAAUACAGAUGAAUAUUGACCUCUUCAACUGGGACAGGGCCCUUGAACUUGCUGUUAAACACAAGACUCAUGUGGACACAGUUCUGGCAUACAGACAGAAAUAUUUGGAAAACUUUGACAGAAAAGAAACAAGCAAACGAUUUCUGCAGUAUGCACAAGGGGUCGAGGUUGACUGGGAGAAAAUAAACGCCAAGAUUGAUAUGGAGUUACAGAAAGAGGCAGCAAGACCUGGGGCAAAACCCUACAAUGGCUGACAUGGUUUUAUUUAUAUUUGUUUAUAGAGUGAUCAGCAUUUUGAUGAUGCACUGCAAACAAGCUUGUAAAUAUUUCAAUCAUCAUUUAAGGUAGCACUUUUAGUGCAGAACAUGAAGUUUACUAUGGUCACAGUAUGGCACUUACAGUUAACACAAAGGAGUCUUUGCAUUAAACAAAAUAGUUCACAAAUUGAAAGAGUCCUUUCAAAAGAUGCACAUGUAACAUAUUGUUCAGUAGUUGUCUCGCAGAGCACAGAGAAAUAACACAGAUCUAACAAUGAAUUGAUAGAUUGCCUUCCAUGAUGAAGUAUUAGUACUUAGUACCAUAGUUUAGAGUGGUUUUCAAUUGAGUGUCAAAAGUUAUUAGACAAUUACUUUGGUUUUGGUUUUGGUUUUACUACGGUUU
Molecule: messenger RNA, 2067 nt
Organism: Orbicella faveolata
Lineage: Eukaryota; Metazoa; Cnidaria; Anthozoa; Scleractinia; Merulinidae
Product: intraflagellar transport protein 80 homolog
Biological process (GO): cilium assembly
Cellular component (GO): intraciliary transport particle B; cilium
Molecular function (GO): protein binding
Source: RefSeq, a predicted model, not a curated record